AUGAAAGCCAUCAAACUAACGUUAUCAACUAUGUCCACUACUGAAAGGCUAAUUAAUGCAAACAGAGCUCUAUUGCAAUCAGUCACAAAUCAUAUUUUGCCUAAAGAGCUUUGCAAUGGAACAUUAUCAGAUGAUGUUCUAUAUAUCUACUGCGCUCAAGACAAAAAAUUCUUCGUAUUAGCCCUCCGUCUACUCGCUUUUUACUCUUCAAGAGCACCAAGUGAGGAAGCUUUACUACGUCUCUGUAAACAAGUUGGGUUCUUGGCAGGUGAAGAGAAUGACUACUUUGAUCAAUGUUUACAGAUAACUGAACGGGACCCUCUUAAAAGAUUCAAGACCCAAGUGUUACCAAAGGUUCAGAAAUACCUUGAUUUCUUGGAAAAGAUGCCCGCCUCUGUUGAUUAUGGACAAUGGGUCACUCAUAUGUGGUGUGCAGAGUAUGUGUAUUGGAAAUGGGCGCACGAUUUGCCCAGGUCAGACAAAUUAGAAUGGAAACAUGAGGAAUGGAUAAAACUACACGAUGGCGAUCAUUUUGAGGAGUGGUGUAACUUCUUGGCAGGUGAAGUGGAUAAACUGCAGUAUGAAGACGUAAGCAGAAUUUUUGUUACCACGUUAGAGCUUGAAAAAGAUUUCUUCGAUUCCUGUCUUGAAGCAGCCAAAUAA
Molecule: messenger RNA, 663 nt
Organism: Kluyveromyces lactis
Lineage: Eukaryota; Fungi; Ascomycota; Saccharomycetes; Saccharomycetales; Saccharomycetaceae
Gene: PET18
Product: Pet18p
Exons: 1
Coding region: 1-663 (220 amino acids)
Cellular component (GO): cytosol
Source: RefSeq, a predicted model, not a curated record